Messenger RNA from Pleuronectes platessa (European plaice), 3658 nucleotides. Its product is annotated as NLR family CARD domain-containing protein 3-like. Gene Ontology annotation, molecular function: protein binding. Bases 275 to 2845 code for a protein of 856 amino acids. The record is from RefSeq and is a predicted model, not a curated record. Lineage: Eukaryota; Metazoa; Chordata; Actinopteri; Pleuronectiformes; Pleuronectidae. The transcript is spliced from 9 exons.
GCAGGUCACCAGUCCUCUUUCUUAAAGGUGGUUUGUAUAAAACCCUCCACACCGGUUUGUCAUUGAUGCCCAGAUCCAGUCUCCUCCUCCACACCGUGUCAGGCCUCACAUCCAGCUUGCUCCUGUUCAAGAUAAACAUUGAAACUGGUGAGAAAGAUCAUUUCACUGUGUUCUGCUGUAAACUGAGCAAAGAACCAGAAGGAAAUAGACCAGACCUUGAAUAUCUAGAAGAGCAGCGUGGCCUGAACCACAACUGAGCCGCAGCCGGUGCAACAUGGACGAGGACACUUCAGAGCAAGUUGGACCCUCAACCACAAAAGGUCAGGACCACAGACUGAGAGCAGAGUCUCCAGGGUCCAGCUGUCUGUCUCUGAAGAGUGACCGGUCCAUGAGAGAACCUCCUUUCUUCAGUAAAGAACCUGGACCUUCACACACAGAGGAGAGGAAGAGGAGUCAUGUUUCUGAGGAGGAGCAGUCGUCCUGCUGUGCUUCGUGUCAGGACGUCCUGAAGGAUCCAGUCUCCACCAGCUGUGGACACUGGUUCUGCAGACAGUGCAUCACCUCAUACUGGGACCAGUCUGGUUCUUCAGGAGACUCCUCCUGUCCCCAGUGUGGACAAAGAUCCAGAACAGGAGCUGGAGCAGAUCGUGGUCUGCAGGAGGUUUCAGAUGAACAUAAGCUCAGUGUGAGGAGGAGAUGUGAACAUGUGACUGAAGGAAGUGAUGAAACAGGAAGUAGAACCCUCCUCAACAGGAUCUACACUGAGCUCCACAUCACAGAGGGACAGAGUGAAGAGGUUAAUACUCAACAUGAGGUGAGGCAGCUUGAGACGGCUUCCAAGAAGAAGAUCCUCCACGACACUCCCAUCAAGGUCCACGACAUCUUUAAAGCCUCCACUGACCAGCAGAGCAGCAUCAGAGUCGUCCUGACCAACGGCGUCGCUGGUGUUGGAAAAACCUUCUCGGUGCAGAAGUUCACUCUGGACUGGGCAGAGGGUUUAGAGAACCAGGAUGUGGGUCUGCUGGCUGUGCUUUCGUUCAGGGAGCUGAACCUGGUGAAGGACCAGCAGCACAGUCUUCUCACGCUGCUCCAUGUUUUCCAUCCAGCGUUACAGAAGCUCACGGCAGAGACGCUCGCUGUCUGUAAACCUUUGUUCAUCUUUGACGGCCUGGAUGAAAGCAGACCUUCUCUGGACUUCAACCACAGGGAGCUUGUGUCUGAGGUCACACAGAGGUCAUCAGUCAACGUGCUGCUGACAAACCUCAUCCGGGGGAAUCUGCUUCCCUCGGCUCUCGUCUGGAUAACCUCCAGACCUGCGGCGGCCAAUCAGAUCCCUCCUGCAUGUGUUGACAGGGUCACAGAAGUACGAGGCUUCACUGAGGCCCAGAAGGAGGAGUACUUCAGGAGGAGAUUCAGUGAUGAAGAGCUGUGCAGCAGAAUCAUCUCACACAUCAAGACGUCCAGGAGCCUCCACAUCAUGUGUCAAAUCCCAGUCUUCUGCUGGAUCAGUGCUACAGUUCUGGAGCACAUGUUGACCACAGACCAGAGAGGAGAGCUGCCCAAGACCCUGACUGACCUGUACUCACACUUCCUGCUGGUUCAGACAAAGAGGAAGAACAACAAGUACGGUGAGGGACAUGAGACGAGUCCACAGCAGCUGACGGAGGCUGACAGGGACGUUCUGCUGAAGCUGGGGAGGCUGGCACUUAAACAUCUGGAGGAAGGAAACAUCAUGUUCUACCAAGAAGACCUGGAGCGGUGUGGUCUUAAUGUCACAGAGGCCUCGGUGUACUCAGGAGUUUGUACUGAGAUCUUCAGAAGAGAGUGUGUGAUCUUCCAGAAAUCAGUCUACUGCUUUGUUCAUCUGAGCGUUCAGGAGUUUCUGGCUGCAGUCUACAUGUUCCACUGUUACACCGAGAGGAACACAGAAGAACUCAAGAACUUCUUGGGAACAUAUGGGGAGGCAGACAGUACCUUCUCCCUGGAUGACCUCCUGAAGAGAACCAUGAAGAAAUCCCUCACCAGUACAAAUGGUCAUCUGGACCUGUUUGUUCGCUUCCUUCACGGCCUCAGUCUGGAGUCCAACCAGAGAGUCUUAGGAGGCCUGCUGGGUCGGACAGAGAACAAUCCAGAGAUCAUCCAGAGAGUCAUCAACAACCUGAAGGAGAUGAAUAGUUAUAACAUUUCUCCUGACAGAAGCAUCAACAUCUUCCACUGUCUGACUGAGAUGAACGACCACUCAGUUCAUCAGCAGAUGAAACAGUUCCUGUCGUCAGAGAACAGAUCAGAGGAGAAACUCUCUGAGAUCCAUUGCUCAGCUCUGGCCUACAUGCUGCAGAUGUCAGAGGAGGUUCUGGAUGAGUUGAACCUGAAGAAGUUCAACACAUCACACCAGGGUCGAUGGAGACUGAUCCCAGCUGUGAGGAACUGCAGGAAGGCUCGACUCAGUGGUUGUGAACUCUCAGUGACUCACUGUGAAGUCGUGGCCUCAGCUCUGAAGUCAGACCCCUCACAUCUGAGAGAACUGGAUCUGAGUGGAAGCAUUCUGCUGGAUUCAGGAGUGAAGCUGCUGUGUUCUGGACUGGAGAGUCCAAACUGUCGACUGGAGACUCUGAGGUCACAGACUGGACUGAGGUUGAGGUGCUGCAGUCUGUCAGAGAUCAGCUGUUCUUCUCUGGCUUCAGCUCUGAGGUCAAACCCCUCUCAUCUGAGAGAACUAGAUCUGAGACACAACAACCUGAAGGUCUCAGGAGUGAAGGAGCUUCUUGAUCUACAGCAGAGUCCAACCUGUCGACUGGAGACUCUGAGGUGGGAGGGGGAGUCUGAGUGGACUGACUGGAGGUGAGAGUGAAGAGGACAGUGUGAAGAGGACAGUGUGAAGAGGACAGUGUGUGUGGACGGAGGCUGAGCUGUGUCCUGAGGAUCCAGAGGCUGAAGCAGCAGCAGCUUGUGUGUAGUCUCCAAUCUACACAACCCCUAAUCUGCAUGUGUUUGUGAGAUGAAGCCGGAGCACCUGGAGAAAACACGGGGAGAACAUGCAGACUCCACACAGGAAGACCCCAUCUGAACCGGAUUCAAACCAGCAACCUUCCUGCCCCCAUUGUGUUUAUUCACAUGAAGAAUGUGUUUAUAGAAAUGACACAACACAAGCAGAAUAUAUAAACCCUCUAUAAAGAGUCACAUAGAGUGUGUUUAAGUUUGUCUUUAUUAUUGUCCACCUUUGUCCCUCAGUAUGUCUCCAUGUGUGUAGAACCACAUUCUGUGUAUAUGUUUGUUUAUGAUCUUAAAGUUCCUGGAUUCACGUCACAAAUUGAUUUAGUUCAACACAAAGUUCAACACAUUGAAAUCACUUUGAGUUUAAAAUCAGAGUUUUGUCUUUGACACAAAAGAUCAAAACUCUGGACUUAAAAAUGGGACGUUUUCAUUUCUGCAUCAGGUGCAGAGCGGUGGUGGCUUUUCUACUUUUGACCCACAGGUGGCGCUGCAGUAUAACAGCAGCACAUCCCAGUCAAAGCCUUUAUAUUCAGUCUAUGAGUCAAACACAUGGAUCAUUUCCUCUGUGACAAACCAGAUGUAACGAGAAGAAAAACAUCUCAGAGAGAAAAGUUCUGUUUCUACUUGUCUCUGCUUUAAUGCUCAAUAAACAUCCUUCCACCGA